UGAUAACUGAAUCAAAACGAAGAAGAAAAGAAACGUAUUUGCCGGUCAAGUCCUUAGAAGCGACCACAAACCACGAUGAAGAUCUGGACGUCAGAACACGUUUUCAGCCACCCAUGGGAGACGGUUACCAAAGCAGCUAUGCAGAAGUACCCCAACCCCAUGAACCCUAGUGUAUUUGGUGUAGAUGUGUUGGACCGAAGAGUGGACCAACAAGGCCGGCUUCACAGCAAACGCUUGCUCAGCACAGAAUGGGGCCUUCCAUCUAUAGUCAAUUCAAUCAUUGGUAAUGCACGUGCAUGUACAUAUGUUGAAGAGCAUUCUCUUGUGGACCCCAAAGAGAAGACUUUGGAGCUUAAGUCUUCAAAUAUUACAUUUACCAACAUGGUGUCUGUAGAUGAAAGGCUUGUCUACAAACCACAUCCAAAUGACCCACUAAAGACUGUGCUAACCCAGGAGGCCAUCAUCUCUGUGAAAGGAGUCAGUUUAAGCAGUUACCUAGAGGGGCUUAUGGCAAACACUAUCUCAACUAAUGCUGGAAAGGGCCGUGAAGCAAUGGAGUGGGUUAUCAGGCGUCUGAACGCAGAGUUUGAGGAGCUAACUCUUACAGCAAGAGGCACAAUGAGGAAAUCCAUGGCUGCAGCAGUAAUAGAAAAAUGAAUUUGCAAGUCUCUGCAUCUAACAUUUUUUUUCUUGUGGACCACCUCACAGAGGAAAUGAGAAAAGAUGCAGAUCUUAUCUCAA
Messenger RNA from Silurus meridionalis, 741 nucleotides. RefSeq names its product PRELI domain containing 3 (gene prelid3b). Gene Ontology annotation, biological process: phospholipid transport. Gene Ontology annotation, molecular function: phosphatidic acid transfer activity. The transcript is spliced from 6 exons. The record is from RefSeq and is a predicted model, not a curated record. The coding region runs from base 76 to 657 and encodes 193 amino acids. Gene Ontology annotation, cellular component: mitochondrial intermembrane space. NCBI's taxonomy places the organism in Eukaryota, Metazoa, Chordata, Actinopteri, Siluriformes, Siluridae.